Chenopodium quinoa (quinoa) is the source of this 1798-nucleotide messenger RNA. RefSeq lists its product as uncharacterized. The coding region runs from base 204 to 1130 and encodes 308 amino acids. The record is from RefSeq and is a predicted model, not a curated record. Lineage: Eukaryota; Viridiplantae; Streptophyta; Magnoliopsida; Caryophyllales; Amaranthaceae. The transcript is spliced from 4 exons.
GUCAAAACUUAGCUGAAUCGAAGAAGAAUCAAGUACAUGCAAAAAUUUCUGGGAUUCAGAAAUUAAGCACUGUGCAAGGCCAAGACAAACCUAUACCUCCGCUGACAGACGUUCCAGUUGCUGCUCCUAUCAAAAUUGACAAAAAAGGUGAUGUUUCCCUUGCAAGUGUGGAUGAUGGAAGCAGAAUCUCUGGCAAAAUAAGAAUGAGAGAAACAGAUGCCCCUAGAAGAGUCGAUCGGGCUGAUGAUCUAUUUACAGAUGCUGAGAGUAAUGGUGCUCAAGAGCACAAAGAAGUGAUACAAGAUGAUGUACAUGGUGAAUUCAGUCAGGCUCCUCCCCUAGAAGUUUCCACUCUCUUGGCAGAAGCAACGCAGCUUGAAAAGCCACAGGCUAGUAAGCAGAAGGUCAAGAAACUUGAUCAACCAUCUUCUAUUGAUACUUCAUCUAAUGGACGUGACUUGCUUGGCUUAAAAAAGAAUAAGGGAAGUUCAAACACUUCUGAGCUUCAGAAGCCCAUCACUCAUAAAAAACAUGACAAAUUCGGUCUCAAUGUCAAAAAUUCAGAAAUUUUGAAAGAAGUAAUUUCAACUGUAGCUGAUCCUACCAGCAUCUCAAGGAAUACUGGUGUUUCUCGUGCAAGUGUAGAUGAUGGAAGCAAGGCUUCUGAAGUAUUAAACAUGAGCUUUGGAAAUACAGUAAAGAAGGUUCGUGAGGGAGGACGGGCUAAGGAGCCACCAAAAAAGCUGGAAGAGAAUUCUGUUGGCAUUAGAAAAUCUUCCCUUUUGAUCACAAAACAAAGAAAGAAAGGGUUAGCUUCUUCAAGAGCAAUAUUUGAUGAUGGUACUAGUUCAUCUUCUGAUGAUGAAGAUAGAACUAGUUCUAGCGCCGCACUUCCACCAGACAAUUUAUCUUCAUCUGAUUAUUCGGAAGGGGAAAGCGAAGGAGUGGUGAUAUUGCAACCCGAUUCUUCCAAUGGUAAUGACAGAAGCAAGGCAAACUCAUCUGGCUCGAAGCUGGAAUCAAUCCUACGAAGCUCAAGCAGAUACAAGAAGGCCAAGUUGGUGGCUUCCCAGUCACAAAACGAUAGUGAGCUUCCUGAGUUUGUUCCAGAUAGUCUUGCAGACGUGUAAGUCUCACAUUAUUUUUGGCCUAGUGAGUUGUUUUGGUCCGGUUUUUUUUUAUAAAAUCGUAUCUGAAGGGAAGUGUUAUGUUCCUCUUCCAAUUUUGUCACAAAUUAUCUGUGUACUCAUGUGUUGGCUUUUGCUCAAAUGUACGAUAUCGCUCCAAGAAAAGGAAGAAAAACAUGGUGGGUUUUUUUUAAUGUAUUUUUGGACAGCCACAUACCCAAUGACGUUGGCUCACACAAACUAAUGACAUUUUCACAAGUAGAUGGAAAGGGGCAGGUUUUUCAACCCAAUUUAUCAAAAUUAUACAACAUGAGCAACCUUCAAGGACAAUAUAGGGGGAAAUGGAAAUCAAACUGAUUGCCUUAAGACCCACAUAAUACCAAAUUACUUUUGAUUAAAACAUGACGAAUCAACUACAAUCAGCAUUAAGAUGACAGGAAAGAUCUCGGCAAAGCUACGCGCAAACUGAAGAAGAUAUGUUAAUCUUUGAUGAUCACAGUGUUCCAUUAUGUUCCGAAUCUGAACUGCUUGAAUGCUGCCUGCACCACCAUGAUUUCUGGCAAGUUGCCGUACAUUACACCCAAACCCACCAUACCGCCCGCUACUUUACUGGUUUUGGAAGACAACAGGAAAACAUGUGGCCAUUUUUGAGACGUUUGAGGUUUAAUGGU